GCAGCCUCAGUGUACUCAGGAGUGUUCACACAGAUCUUUAAAGAGGAGAGAGGGCUGUACCAGGACAAGGUGUUCUGCUUCGUCCAUCUGAGCGUUCAGGAGUUUCUGGCUGCUCUUCAUGUCCAUCUGACCUUCAUCAACUCUGGUGUCAAUCUGCUGGCAGAAGAACAAUCAACCUCCCGGCUGUCUAAAGUAUUCAGAGACAAACUUAAACUAACACAUCUCUACCAGAGUGCUGUGGACAAGGCCUUACAGAGUCCAAAUGGACACCUGGACUUGUUCCUCCGCUUCCUCCUGGGUCUCUCACUGCAGACCAAUCAGACUCUCCUACGAGGUCUGCUGACACAGACAGGAAGUAGCUCACAGACCAAACAGAAAACAGUUGAAUACAUAAAGAAGAAGAUCAGUGAGAAUCUGUCUCCAGAGAGAAGCAUCAAUCUGUUCCACUGUCUGAAUGAACUGAAUGAUCGUUCUCUAGUGGAGCAGUUCCAACAGUCCCUGAGUUCAGGAAGUCUCUCCACAGAUAAACUCUCUCCUGCUCAGUGGUCAGCUCUGGGCUUCAUCUUACUGUCAUCAGAAAAAGAUCUGGAUGUGUUUGACCUGAAGAAAUACUCUGCUUCAGAGGAGGCUCUUCUGAGGCUGCUGCCAGUGGUCAAAGCCUCCAACAAAGCUCUGUUGAGUGGCUGUAACCUCUCAGAGAGAAGCUGUGAAGCUCUGUCCUCAGUUCUC
Molecule: messenger RNA, 729 nt
Organism: Micropterus dolomieu (smallmouth bass)
Lineage: Eukaryota; Metazoa; Chordata; Actinopteri; Centrarchiformes; Centrarchidae
Product: NLR family CARD domain-containing protein 3-like
Exons: 2
Source: RefSeq, a predicted model, not a curated record